Messenger RNA from Lotus japonicus, 2877 nucleotides. Its product is annotated as translocase of chloroplast 159, chloroplastic-like. The record is from RefSeq and is a predicted model, not a curated record. Gene Ontology annotation, cellular component: chloroplast outer membrane. Gene Ontology annotation, biological process: protein targeting to chloroplast. Lineage: Eukaryota; Viridiplantae; Streptophyta; Magnoliopsida; Fabales; Fabaceae. The coding region runs from base 1 to 2877 and encodes 958 amino acids. Gene Ontology annotation, molecular function: GTP binding. The transcript has a single exon.
AUGGCUUCAAAUUCAGAGGCUGUUGCCUCCGUCACCGGCAGCGAGGGCCUUCUUCAACGUUCCUUUUCCAUUCGAGCUCCUCUUACCGUUGACGACUCUGAUUCUGAUUUCGAAGUUUCAAGCGACGCCACACUCUCUGACACCGCAUCUCACUCCGACUCCGACGAUGACCCCCAAACGCAAAACCCUCCGGUAGCUGAGGCUGACCCAGAAGCACAUUAUCAUUCCUCUGAACAAGAAUAUGAAGAAGAAGGGUCUUUUGAAGCUGAUGAGUACUCCCCUCUUGUGGAAUCACCUGGUUCGCAUGGUGGUAUUCCAUUGCGGGUUGCGCCUUUUGCUCAAUUGUCUACCUACGACGAUGACACGAGCAGUGAUGGAAUGUCUAGUGCUUCGAGAAUGGCGGAGGAUUCUGUUGGUGUGCACAGGCUCAAGGUGCGGAACGUGGAUGAUGAAGAAGAUGAUGAUGAUGCUGAGACUGAGACUGAAUUUGAAGCAAAUGAGCUGGCGUUUUGCAGUGAUUCGGGUUCUGAUAGUUACAGUGAAGCUGAAAAUGAUGGUGCAGAUGUUAGGAUUGAUGAGGUAGUGGCUGUGGAUGAGCAUGGUUUGGGUGAAGUUGUUGGAAUUAGAGUAGCUCAGGAUGGAUACUCUACUUCAAACAAUGCAGAUGUGAUGUCGCAGUGUUCGCAAGAAAGUGUGAACAAUGAGGAAUUUGGCAAUGUAAGAGGUGGAUUUGAAGAAUUGGAGAAAGAUGGUAGGGAACUAUAUGAGGGAAUUGCUACUGGGUUGAUUGGAACUGAUGUGAGGAAAUUGGAGGUUGGCACCAAUGACCCCACUGAUAUGGUGGAAGAAACUUCAAUCAUGGUUGAUGACACUGGCUCAUUGAAGUUCAAUGCUGAGGACUAUGACAACAUUAUUAUAAUGCCGGCACAGAUUACAAGUUUUGGCUAUCUACAAGAACAAACUUCCCAAAUACAUAGCAUGGAAGAUGGACCUGCAUCAGAUGCAUUUGCUGAAAAUAUUGAAUGUUGCACAACAACUGCAAGGGGUGAAACACUAGACCCUGAGUUGGAGUUUGAUGUCAUCGAUGAUUUAAUAGUGCCUCAGAAUGCUUUAAGAUCAGAAAGCGUGAUAGAGGCUAAGGACAAAAUUGUUGUUGAUCUUGUAGUGCCAGCAAAUGGAAGUCAAGGUGUUUCUUCUGAUCAAGAGAGUGAGUGUGAGAAGCUGGUAAACACAACUACAUCUCUGAUCGACUCAAAAGCCGAAUUGCAAGAUCCCUCUGCUGAUCUUGAACCUAGCAAUGAUGCUUGUGAAGGUAAUGUGAUUGAGGCUGUUGAGUCUUUUGAACUUUCUGAUCCCAUACUCCUUCAAGAGUAUGCAUAUUUAGAAAAUGAUUUGUCUAGAGCAGUUUUAGGUGUUGUUCAACAAGAUGAGCUGUUUUCUGAUUACCAUCCACAUGAAAAUGUUGAAACUCAUAGCUUAGGAGACACUUUGUUAAAAAUAGUAAGUCAAGAAUCAAAAAGGGAUGAUGGUUCUGCUUCAGAUGGAUGUGUGGAACAGUUGAUGUCAGUUGACCUUGACCAGUUCAGGGAACACAUUUCAGCUCUCUCUAUUCUUUUGGGCUCCUCCAAAGGUUCUGAAAAGAAUUCUCUAGGAGAACAGAUUGUCAGGAGUUCACAUGGAGGAAUGAACUUAGCAAAUGAUGAUGUAAAAAGUCAAUUAAUCUAUGUUGAUGGUGGUGGUGAAUUAGAUGGCAAAGUUACAUUCACUUAUGCUGAUGAAUCUAGUGUUAUCUUUCUUAAAGAUCCAGCUUAUUUUAGUUCCUCACCGCAUUAUGAUGCUCAAAUUGAAUUCCAGCACAACAUUAGUGAACAGGAAGGGGAAACAAUACAGAAGAUACAGACUAUAAGUGUGAAAUUCUUGAGGCUUGUUCAGCGAGUAAAUUUGUCUUUUGAAGAUUCCUUGGUUUCAAAAGUUUUAUGCAGGUUGGUUGCGGAUAUCGGAAGGCGCUCACAUCAAGAAUUUGUCAUUAGCUCAGCAAAAAUAUCUGCAAUGAUGCUUGAAGAAGAUUGUCAAGAUGAUUUAGACUUUUCCUUGAACAUUCUAGUUCUUGGGAAAAGUGGGGUGGGAAAGAGUGCAACAAUAAAUUCUAUUUUUGGUGAUAUGAAGGUCAUGACCAAUGCAUUUGAACCUGCCACAACCUCUGUAAAAGAGAUUUCCAGAACUAUAAAUGGAGUCAAGAUUAGAAUCCUUGACACCCCUGGUCUCAGGUCCUCUGUGAUGGAGCAAGCUUUCAACAGAAAGAUUCUGUCAUCUGUAAAGAGGUAUAUGAAAAAGUUUCCUAUAGAUGUCAUUCUCUAUGUUGAUCGAGUAGAUGACCAAACCAGAGAUCUAAAUGAUUUACCAAUGUUAAGGUCAAUCACAAGAUCUCUCAGUCCUUCAAUAUGGCAAAAUGCGAUUCUUACUCUGACUCAUGCUGCUUCUACUCCUUUGAAUGGACCAUCAGGAUCCCCUCUGAGCUAUGAGCUAUUUGUUGCUCAAAAAUCCUAUCUUGUUCAACAAUCAAUGACCAAAGCAGUAGGUGAUCUUUGUCAGUUGAGUCCAAGUUUCAUUUGCCCAGUGUCCCUUGUCGAAAACCAUCCAUCAUGUGGAUCUGGUGACUGUGUGCUUCCCAAUGGUCUUAGAUGGAGAAGCCAAUUAUUAGCUUUGUGUUUCUCUCUUAAGAUCCUAUCUGAAGCGUCUUCUGCUCCAGGACCUCAAUCUCUUCUUGAUCAUUGGAAGCAAUAUUUUUUGGAGGACCAGCCUCAGCCUCUGUGCCAUCUAGUUUCUUCUUUGUUGCGGUCUCCUGCUCAUCUAAAAUUCUCUGCCAAUUGGAAGUGA